AUGAAGGCUUUCCAGGCUGUUUUAGAACAACCAGUCCAGGGUAUAUUGGCUGACCCUGAUAGCAGUAUAGAUUCUACUGGUCAAAGGGAGAGAACUCUAACCUGGAGAGAAACAUACAGCUCAGCUGUACAGUCUCUGAUAUCACACACAGUCAGUCUACAGACACAACAGUCAGAGUUACCUGCCCUUGAUCGUGGAGGUCUACACAGCCGACUUGUGACAAAGAAACUCAAGUAUGACCAACUAAUUGUCAGACUAGAUGAGUUCACAGGAGAAAUCAUUGAAUCCAUUCAUGAACUACAACAACUGGAAGUGUCACAGACAGAUGACAAAGAAAAACAGAAGUCGGAAGCUAAACACAUUGGACAGAAGAAAAGAAAAGCUCUCAGUGAUCUGUUUAAAGAAAUAGCACAGCUAGGUCUGUCCUACAGACGAGGACUUCUCUGUGACGCUGAGAGUAACCUCCCUUUACUUGUUCCACCACUAGAUGUCUCUGUGUGCUCAGAUCAACUCACCACAAGUGAGAACAGCGCUACAGAAAUAGGACAGAGUUGCCAUGACUAUUACUAUAAAUGUGUCGCCAGAAGAGCCAAGUUAGCCACAGCUUUACAGACUCCUUCCAAGGAACUCGGUGUAGGGAAUAUAGAGCGAUGUAAAGGAUUCACUGAACACUUAAUGAAGUUAGUGGUGGAUCAGUAUUCUGGGGUGGUGGAGAUUCACAAGGCUUUCUUAUCAUUAAGCUCCUUGUCUGAAGUGUUACAAGAUUUAUGUUCAGUUAAUGGAACACCCCCUCCACAGAAGUCAACAAGGGAGCGUGUGGAAUCCCUACUAUCUCUCUUGGUCAGCAUGAAGGAGGGUCUAAUUCAGGUCAAGGUCAUACUUCGACAACAAGAGGAGAUAACUCACUAUCCGUCUCCAUUUCCCAGAAAUCAGUUGUCACAGUCAGCCUUGAUGAAAUAUGGGGAUGAACAGUGGAAACACUGCUUUGAUGAAAUUCAGACAAUACAACAAAAGGCCAACACAUUGUAUGACUGUAUCAUGCCUCUUACAAAAAGACAUUUAAUUACAUGGAGUGACCUUGAGAAGGUGAGGUCAGUGUACGGAGAUUUAACUGACUGUGUACCCCAACUGUCAGAGAUAGAAGGACACUUCUGUGACCCUGAAGACAGAACCCUGCCCUCCUACAUAGCUACAGUCAGGUACCUCAGACAGGGAAUACAGAGCAGGGCUGGGGAAUUCACACACUGGGUCAACAUGGAGUCAGAAAGACAUGUCACACGAUCAGAUAAAGAGGAGAUACAGAGUUCAGGGAUAGAACCACUCAGUGAUAACAGUGGAGAGAAGAUGAAGGUGGAGACAUUUAGUGACAGGGUGGAGAAUCUGAUAGCUGGUCUGUUACUGAGUGUACAGGAUCUCACACAGAAUCACAAACAGAGCACUGCAGGAGUGAAAGAAGAGGAUACUGGGACAUUGUUAGAGGGACAUCUAGUGGUCCAUCUUGAUGAGAGAUUAAAGGGAGAUAAGAAAUGUCUUCAACUGAAAAAGAUAAUUCAGUCUCUUCAGAGUUUGGUGAGGGAUGUCCUUGACCUUACAGACACAAGGUCAGAUGUCCUGACCUUUGUCCAGAUUCUAGGACAGUGUCAGCCGUUAGUACAACAGUACCGAGACAUGGUGGAGUACUACUUACUUCAUAGUUUGGCUGAGAACAGGGUGACAGGGAAACUCCUGUCGGUUCUGUUGGCUGUCUUCACUGAACUGGCCUCAAAA
Messenger RNA from Saccostrea cuccullata (small rock oyster), 1767 nucleotides. Its product is annotated as midasin-like. The record is from RefSeq and is a predicted model, not a curated record. NCBI's taxonomy places the organism in Eukaryota, Metazoa, Mollusca, Bivalvia, Ostreida, Ostreidae. Gene Ontology annotation, cellular component: preribosome, large subunit precursor; nucleus. The transcript is spliced from 15 exons. Gene Ontology annotation, biological process: ribosomal large subunit assembly; ribosomal large subunit export from nucleus. The annotation marks the transcript as partial.